UGCUGAUACUGGGGUUAUUAUGUGCUGUUUUGUUUAUAUGGAGAGCGAGAAGGAACAGAAGGAUGAGAGGAAAAGACAACCCCUCUGCACAACCACACCAACCAGGAGGUGCAGGCAUGAAACUAUAGACUGGGAAACGAGGAUGAAGAUUGCUAUUGGCUCCGCAAAAGGAUUGAGAUAUCUUCAUGAAGGCUGCAAACCCAAAAUCAUACACCCCGACAUCAAAUCAGCCAACGUUCUUCUUCUUGAUGAUUUUCAGCCAAAAGUGGGUCUCUCUUGUUACUAUACAAUUACUAAGGCUGUGUUUGGGUAA
Messenger RNA from Neltuma alba, 313 nucleotides. RefSeq names its product PTI1-like tyrosine-protein kinase 2. The record is from RefSeq and is a predicted model, not a curated record. Gene Ontology annotation, biological process: protein phosphorylation. Bases 20 to 313 code for a protein of 97 amino acids. The transcript has 4 exons. Lineage: Eukaryota; Viridiplantae; Streptophyta; Magnoliopsida; Fabales; Fabaceae. Gene Ontology annotation, molecular function: protein kinase activity; ATP binding.